This is a messenger RNA of Colletes gigas, 2089 nucleotides long. It is a transcript of the gene Cyp18a1, whose product is annotated as cytochrome P450 18a1. Gene Ontology annotation, cellular component: cytoplasm; intracellular membrane-bounded organelle. The record is from RefSeq and is a predicted model, not a curated record. The transcript is spliced from 5 exons. Lineage: Eukaryota; Metazoa; Arthropoda; Insecta; Hymenoptera; Colletidae. The coding region runs from base 1 to 1620 and encodes 539 amino acids. Gene Ontology annotation, molecular function: iron ion binding; oxidoreductase activity, acting on paired donors, with incorporation or reduction of molecular oxygen, reduced flavin or flavoprotein as one donor, and incorporation of one atom of oxygen; heme binding. Gene Ontology annotation, biological process: xenobiotic metabolic process.
AUGCUGGUGGAACACGCGGCACAGUGGACCUGGCAAGCUAUGGGAGGCACGAGAAUCGAGGUCCUCUACACGUUACUCGUGUUCCUCGCUGUGUUGUUGGUGGCGAGAUGUCUGCAAUGGCUCAAGUACGUGCGUUCUUUGCCCCCGGGCCCUUGGGGCGUACCUGUGUUCGGUUAUUUGCCAUUUCUCAAAGGUGACGUUCACCUACGGUACGGCGAACUCGCGAAAAAGUACGGUCCGAUGUUCAGUGCCCGAUUAGGAACGCAGCUCGUUGUCGUUCUCAGCGAUCAUCGCACUAUUCGCGACACGUUUCGCCGAGAGGAGUUCACUGGAAGACCGCAUACAGAGUUCAUCAAUAUCCUCGGCGGAUAUGGUAUUAUCAACACCGAGGGUGCUAUGUGGAAAGACCAAAGAAGAUUCCUUCAUGAUAAACUCAGAAGCUUCGGCAUGACCUAUAUGGGCGGCGGGAAGAAAAUUAUGGAAUCGAGAAUUAUGCGCGAAGUCAAGACGUUCCUUCGUAGUCUGGCGUCAAGACGGGGCGCGCCGAUGGACGUUUCCGCCUCUCUCGGAAUGUCCAUCAGCAACGUGAUCUGCUCGAUCAUAAUGGGGGUGCGUUUCCAACACGGCGACGCCAGGUUCAAACGGUUCAUGGACCUGAUCGAGGAGGGGUUCAAGCUGUUCGGCAGCAUGGUCGCGGUGAACUUCAUCCCCGUGAUGCGUUAUCUGCCGUGUCUGCAGAAGGUCCGCAACAAGAUAUCGGAGAAUCGUUCGGAGAUGGCCGACUUCUUCCAGGAGGCGGUCGACCAGCACCGCGCGACUUUCGACAAGGGCACCGUGCGCGAUUUGGUCGACGCGUACUUGCUCGAGAUCGAGAAAGCGAAGGGCGAGGGUCGUGCGGCGUCGCUCUUUCAAGGAAAGAAUCACGAUCGCCAGAUGCAACAGAUCCUCGGCGAUUUGUUCUCCGCCGGCAUGGAAACCGUCAAAACCACGCUGGAAUGGGCGAUGAUCUUGAUGCUCCAUCACCCAGAAGCGGCGAUCGCGGUGAGGGAGGAAUUGGAUCAGGUGGUGGGACGAUCGAGGAUGCCCGCCCUGGAGGAUCUACCUUUCCUGCCGAUCACCGAAGCCACGAUAUUCGAAGUGCUCCGAAGGUCGAGCGUUGUACCCUUGGGAACCACUCACGCGACUACACGGGAAGUGACGUUACACGGUUAUACGAUACCGGCUGGAUCGCAAGUGGUGCCGUUGCUGCACGCGGUACACAUGGAUUCGGAACUUUGGGAGGAGCCCAAGGAGUUUCGACCGAGUCGAUUUCUCUCGGCCGAAGGUAAAGUCCAGAAACCGGAAUACUUUAUGCCUUUCGGUGUCGGCAGACGUAUGUGCCUGGGCGAUGUGUUGGCACGCAUGGAAUUAUUCCUGUUCUUCAGCUCGUUGAUGCACAUGUUCGAGCUGAGAUCGCCGGAGGGUGCGUCCUUGCCGAGCUUGCGCGGUAAUGCCGGUGUGACCGUCACGCCCGAUCCGUUUGACGUUUGUUUAUUACCGAGAAAUCUCGAGCUCAUCGAAGACGCGAGCAACGAUCCGAUUUCCUUCGCCGCCGUAUUGCGGAACAUCGGCAGUCAUUGAAGGCUCGCGAUUAAACUUUACACGCUCCACAAGGACCAACGGAGCACGGUAGUCGUUCCUAACGCGACCCGACCCGACCCGACCCGAUCCGAUUCGAUCCCGAUCCUGAUCGUACAUCGCCCAAGCAAAAGGUUCAUCCUAUUAUACAACGUUAUGAUAGAUUCGGUUCAUGGCCCUACAGGAUCCCCCCCCCCCCUCCCCUCCCUCCCCCUCUCAACGUUCAUUACUUCUCUUAUCGUCCCUUUCGCGUCAUUACUUCCCGAUUCGUAAUUCCCGCGUUUACCAGCCGAGCGCUUUCAUCUCAUUCCCUAUUUAUUAGCGUUUAGUCAUUAACUGUUUAAAGAUUUAGCGAACACGAAUAUUGGAUCGAACGACCGACCGUUUAGUACGAUACGCCAAUAACAAUCGUGACGUUGUCUCCGACCCGACAGGAGACAAAACUUGUAAAUAAUGAUACCAGCAAUAACAA